GGCUCAGGUAACAGGUUGCUCCGCAGAGGCGGAGGAGGACAGAAGGUGUGAGGAGCGGCCGCCGCGCGGAAGGCGACGAGGACCCGUUCAGAACUCCAUCCUUUGGGGAAUGGACCACCAGAUGAACGGGGUCAUGGCCGAGAAGCACAGCCCCAGCCCCAUCGACUACGGGGUUCAGAUCCGGUUCAUCGACGACCUGAAGGAGCCCAACAGGUCCCAAAAGAUCCGCCCCAAGAUCGCCAAGCCAGGUUCUUACGGCGUCGCAGUGCGCGUCCAGGGCAUCGAUGGGCAGCCGUUCGUAGUCCUCAACAGCGGGGAGAAAGGCGGGGACUCUUUCGGGGUUCAGAUCAAAGGCGAGAGCAAAUACGGGACCCCAGCCCGGAACCCACAGCCCGAGGAGCCCUUCCUGGGGUCACCUGGAGCAGCGUCAUCAUCCAAGGACGCCUCAGGGUCCAUCAGCUCGGACUCGGAUCUCCCAGAGAACCCAUAUGCGGCAAAACUGCCUCGCUACGGCUCCCAGUACAGCACGUCCGAUGAGGAACAAGGCCCAAAGCGCCGCUCCCAGGUGCCCAAAUCGGACAGCGUGGAGACAGCCUCCUCUUCUCAGAGCAACGGAUCAUCUCUGCCCAGGGGCAGCGGCUACAGGACGUUACCCCACAAAAAGUCCUACGGGGACCAGCUGCGGAGGACUCAAUCUCAGGGCUCCUUGCUGAGUCCCGAUACAGAGGAGUCCCGGGUGCCCAGCCCUUCCAGAGCUCAGCCCGUCCACGCUCCCCAGCCGCCCCCCACAGGAGGGACCACGAGGAGCGCCAGCAUGACGAACCUCACCGGCAGAAGAGGGCCCAGCCCGAGAGACGAAAUCGGCAGCGUCUCGGGCUUGCGGCCCGUCAGCAGGCAGCCGUUGCUGGAGGUGGAGGAGUUGUCUCCAGCCCCGCCGGCGAAUGAGGGCGGCGACAUCGACACCAAGCCGCUGUCCUCGGUGGACGCCCUGAUCAACAAAUUCGACGGGAAGGCCCCGCAGAGAGGCAGAGGCUCCCGGAAAAGCCGGGUCCUGCCCGAGGACCGGAAGCGCUCGCAGAGCCUGGACGGCAGGGUGCCGUACCACGACACGGCGGACUGUCGGGAGCUGGGCGUCGGUGGGCACCAGGCGAAUUUUGGAGGCGGGCCCACGGCUCCGGCGGCCAACCCGGCAGGAAACAGAAGCCGCGGCUCGGCCGCCGGGCCGCGGCCGAAAGAGAACGGGGUGGACAAGUCCAGACUGACCCAGGAGUGGGUCAAUAAGAGCCUGGAGGAGCCCGCGAUGGGCAAGCAGCUGAGCAAAGUACAGCCGGACCUGCAGCUGAAGUCCACCCCAGACCUUCUGAAAGACCAACAGGAGCUCUCUCAGCCGGGGAGCAGUGAGCAUACAAAGGCCCUGAUCUACGGAAUCUUGAAGGAUGGGAGCACGGAAAGCGAAAGUUCUGUGAAGAGGAAAACGAACCUUGUUCUCGAGAAGAUCCAAGCCCUCUCUGCCGAGCGUCGGCAGAUGGAGGAGAGCCUGGGGGACGCCACGGACCAAGAGCAGGAGUUGCUGCUCUCCAAGAGGUCGCUGGAGAGCCGCCUGGAGGAGGCCCAGCGGAGCCUGGCCCGGCUCUCACGGGAGCACGAGGACCUGACUGUCUCUUACCAUGAGGAGGCCAAGCAGAAGGAGCAGCUGAAGAGGGCCAAGAGCGAACUGGAGGAGGAGAAGCGGCUGCUGGACAAGAGCAUCGGGAAGCUGACCAGAGAGCUGGAUCAGAUGACCGAAGAGUCCCACCGGACCCUGUCCGUCCUGCAGUCGCAGCUGGAGGACUACAAGGAGAAGUCCCGCAAGGAGAUAACCGACUCCCAGAAGCAGGCCAAGGAUCGGAACACCGAAGUGGAGAAGAUGCAGUACAACGUGGGGAGGCUGCAAGAUGAGGUCACGCGACUCAAGCAAGCCCUGCAGGACAGCCAAGCCGAACGGGAGAACGCCGUGUUGGACAAGGAGCUGCUGGCUCAGCGCCUCCACAACCUGGAGCAGGAGAUGGACUCCAGGCGGCGGUCCCAGGACGAUCGAUCCCGGCAAGUCAAGGCGCUGGAGGACAAAUCAAAACGGCUUGAAGUGGAGCUGGAUGAGGAAAGGAAUACAACCGAGCUGUUAACGGAGAGGAUCAACCGUACCCGCGACCAGAUCGACCAAUUGCGUGCUGAGCUGCUACAGGAGCGUUCCGUCCGGCAGGACCUGGAGUGCGACAAGAUUUCUCUGGAGAGGCAGAACAAAGACCUCAAGAGCCGCCUGGCCAGCUCCGAAGGGCUGCAGAAGCCCAGCGCCAACAUCUCGCAGCUGGAGUCGAGGAUCCAGGAGCUGCAGGAGAAGCUGCAGACCGAAGAAAGAGAGAAGAGCCUCCUGGUGUCGUCCAACCGCAAGCUGGAGCGGAAGGUGAAGGAGUUGAGCAUCCAGAUCGAUGACGAGAGGCAGCACAUCAACGAUCAGAAAGACCAGCUCAGCUUGCGGGUCAAGGCGCUGAAGAGGCAGGUGGACAGUGCCGAAGAGGAGAUCGAAAGGCUGGAGGCGGCGCGCAAGAAAGCCCAGCGGGAGGUGGAGGAGCAGCACGAGAUGAACGAGCAGCUGCAGAACCGGAUCCGGGCCCUGGAGAAGGACCUGUGGCGCAAGGCAGCCCGCUCCACGGCAGAGUCCUCCCUGAAGGAUGACCACUUGAGCUCAGAUGAGGAGUUUGACAGCGCAUACGGCCCAUCCUCCAUUGCAUCCCUCCUGACCGAAGGGAACCUCCAGACCAGUUCCUGCUAGCAGCGUUGGGCUGGGCGCCCUGGGAGGAGGGGAGAUAUGCCUCAUCCCUCCUCGUUGAAGCCCCCGAGUGGACAUGGGAACACCCGUUCAGAAAAAUGUCGCCUCGCAAAGGAACAGUCACAGCGUCUGCCGUAUCGGGCAGAGAAGUAUAAGAUGUGGGGGGGAGACACCCCUUGGGCCUUUUCCGUAAAAAGUGGACCUCUUAUCGAUGUGAAGGAAAGAUUUUUUUUUUUUUUUUGCUCGGAGAGAGGCAGUGUGUAAAAUAGCGGGGGGGGGGGGGAAUUAUAUUUAACCUAUAUCGUUUCUUGAUUUGGUACUCAGGGCAUUGGUGAAUGAAUGAUUCAAAGCAAAAACGAAAGGCGGAUCUCUUUCUUAACCAAAUUUUAAUUUUUCUGUGUAUAUAGAGGCCUAAACGUCUGUGUAUGUAUGUAAAAAUGCAUGAAUACUGAAAUCAAUGUGCAAUAAGGAGGGGGCGUAAUUUUGGGGAGAUUGUAUACGAGGGUGUCUCAAAGGGGGGGGCACUAUAGCCUUCCUUGGCAGACACACCUACAGGUGCGUUGAGCUGUCGGUAGAUGUAUUCCGAGGUGGCCUUAACAAUUGUCUUGUCCUACUCUUGGCUGGAGGGUCUUCAGCGCGAGGCGUAGGAGUUGGAAAAGCCCAAACGUUGCUUUGUGAUUGGGCAACCUUCUCGGGGGCUUGGCUUGUAAUCUUUUCCAAGACUCUCAAAGCCAAUUUCUGAUUCUCUCGUACAUCCUUUUCUUAUGUUUCCUUGUCUACUGUCUGGAUCCCCACUGCGCAGUCCAAGGAAUGCGUUUUGUUUGCCCAGAAGCGGAACCGGCUUUGGAAUGGAUGUGCCUGAACCAAGGAAAAGAGGCCUACUUUUUAAUUUUUUUCCCCCAAGAUUUCAGCAAGGCAGGCAGGGUACUGAUAGGAUUUCCAUGUAACUCAUAAUUCAGUGGGUGGUCAUGGAAGCCAGACACGUCGAGAGACAGAUCUGAUGAGAGUCAAAGAUUUGACUUUCAAAAGCUCAUCCCCUGGAAAUCUUACUUAGUCCACGGUAUUCACUUGAUCUAAGUAGUCCGGCACCGACCGAUUGUCAAGGAUCUAUUUGGCAUCUUGUCGAAAGAUAGCUGAUGAAACUUUUCUGUAUGGAGAAGAUCCAGUCUCUCGCACUCCUCAAGUUGUGUUGGGAGCAAGGUUGUUGGUAUUCUUGCAGGAUAUGAGGGAGGAAACGUUUUACAUUCGUUGUCGGGAACCGAGAAGCCUGCGGUAUGAUGAACUACAAACCCUCUCGUCUGUGCUACCAGAUCUUAUAAAUCUCAAGCGUUCUGACUCCAGUGGUCUCUGACUUUCCUUAUGCUGACAGUACCAUCAGCCCUACUGUUUUUAGGGAAGAUGACCCAAAUCCUGAUGCCUAUGAGUCACUUUCUAUCUUACCAUUUAAAGAGGGGAGUGCUCUUGAUAGUCUCUAUCCAAAAAGGUGAUCCACGAGGAAGUAAUACAUGUUGCUAAGAACUCCCUCACAAUCUGGGGAGAAGGAAUACUGGGGAGGUUGAUCCCAUGGACUGGUUCAAAUUUCAACAAGCUUCUUAUAUCAGGGGAAGCACCACCAUCAGUGGGACAGAUCUGCGGGUUCUAGUCUGGAGGCUCAGUCAGAGGGGGAGCCAUUUCACAAAACUCUUCCUCUGCAGGUUCUACGUGAGUGCGAGUUGGGGGGAGCGUCUGCAAAGCAAUUGAAGAUAUAUGGUGUCUUGUCUCGUAUGAAUAUCCCGGCCAAGAUUCCUGAACCAACUCAUCAAAUGCAUAUCUCAAACAUUCUCUCGUACAACUAUCAGCGAGUUGCAAAAAUUACGACUGAGGCCGCACUCCAGUCUCAAUGCAUUUUCAGCGGGGACACGGGUAAGGUCACGCGAGCAUCAGUCUGUGCCCUUGGGCACCUUCUCAUUGACCUCACAUUCAAUCCCACUUUGCAGACCAGGCCAGACCGGAAACACUCUUUGGCACUGAACCUUCGUAAGGGCUCUUUUUCCCUCUCGUUUCCGUAACAGUACCCAGUUUGGGUGUCCCCACACAAACCUUUCCAGGCCUUGCACUGUGUGCCUUAUUCCUCAUCCAUCCCUCAAAGGGGAAUUAUUUUGAGGUCCUUUUUUUGCUCUGGAUUCCAAAUGUGGAGGUCAUGCUUGAAAACACACCACUGGUGAUAACGGCAUGACUGUGGUACUUGUACAUCUGUGUUUUCUCAAGCUGAGGGAAAGGGGGCCACCUUGCUGGCUUUGUUUUUUUGCUCUGCACCUGAAAACUUCCUGAACCUGUCUCACAAGGGUGAUAAAUGGGAAUCCUUAAAGAUGGGUAGCCCUCUACAGCUGAACAGUUGCCCAGCAGAGAGGAAGGUGGGUUAACAGGCGAGGUCUUUUGUUCUCAUUGGAGACAGUCAUCAAACCAAACAGCCUUUGCAUUUGCAGGAGGGACAUUUGCUGCAGAAAAUGCCUUACAUGGAACUCCCUUCCCAGUUAUCCCGCUUCUGAGGCCUUUAGCAGAGGCAUCCUUGGGUAGUUUGUGGUACAAAAGAGGAUUUGUGGUAGAGCCACAGACGAGCGUAGGGAAGGGGGCUAUCUUCUGUACCGAAGGUUGUCCCCAUUGUAAAUCCAGUCGGAGCGUUGAGGUGACUGGAGGCCCUGCUUCUCUUGCCAAAUUUCAACAAGUGUCUGUUUCUCUGGAGCUCGAUCUUGUUGCUAAUUGCAAGCGCCUAAGAAAGGCUUCCUCAAAAAGAUGACACCUUCUCGACCAGCCCUGCGAUCACAGGAAAUUCUUGGAAGGGCUUUCAUUUUGCUGUCAGAACUGGAGAAGGCUGACCGAGGAUAGCGUUUGUCAGCUUUUAGGAAACGGAGGCCUGUCACUUAGCACCUCCAUGUUAUGAUCAGCAUGUGUGCAAACCAGAUGUUCAGACCUUGGCCCAGACAGCUCUGCUAUGACGAGUGUCGAAAGCAGGGCAACCAGCUUGCUCGUUCAUCAAUGCCUCUCUGCUAUCUCCCUUUGCCCUGUUCUAGCUCAGUCACCAGAGGAUUUGACUGAUUUGGGCUUGGUUGCUAGCAACGACAGGCCUUCCGAUUGCUGUCAAACCAGGAACAAUCUGCUUGGAGGAACAGCGGACCAGUGAACCGUCAGGAGCUCCAGUGUUAAAUUUGCUGCCCGGUUGCAACAUCCGUUUCGCUCCAGAUUCUGUAGGAAACAUGGUAGAGCUUGCUUGCAAAACUCGUCCGGCCAUCUUGCCCCGGUGGUAGUUUGCACAUUCUCAGGACGGUUCUUUUAACGCUGGACUUUUUUCUUUCGGUCGUUUUUUUUCUCCAACCUCCCCAGAGCUUGGAGGUUGAGCUGUGAGGGUUUCCCCCGGGCCCACUCACCGGAUGAACAUAAUCUAUCGGCAGGCUGAACGGAGCCGGUCAGCGAUACGUUAUGGCUUGGUAGCUGCUGAACAAUCCUUUGUGUUCUUGCAAUCUUUGGCAUGUGCCCAAAUCAUGACAUUUUGUGCCUCUGGUGGACCCACCGUAUGUAGCAAUUGUAUUGUGGCGAGUCGCGGGUUUGCGUGGGCUUGGUUUAGUAUUCAAGUUGAGCAUUGGCUGCAGAGUUCAGGGCACUGUGGCCCUCUUGUCCACGCUCCAGAUCUGCUUGAUUCCUCAAAGUGUUACGCUGGCCAAAAAUCAGCGCACGUUCCCAGAACACCGGCUUGUAAGCGCCCUGAAUUCACACAGAACUUGAAUUCCGGUCAGGUUUGUGGCAAAGCUUUUGGCGGAUACGGAAAACUCUCUUUUUGGAGCUCAGCGCAGAUGACAACGGUCGCCAUUCACGCCUCUCUCAAAGGCUGACUGCGGUAGGCAGACCUGGCCAAGUGUGAUACUUGACCUUCUGAAGGGCUCCAGAACACAUCUUGCCACCCUGGACAGCCAAAGACGCAGUGGCUUCAACCCCAACCGUGUCUUAGACCCUCUGUGCAACCAGGCUGCACAUAGAUGGUGGCCACAGUUUAAGAAAUGCGUCACCGUACCGCACGGGGAGUUCUGAGCACAUGAACUUGCUCUGAAUCUCAUUCAAAGACAAAUUUUAGCAGAGGGCAAACUGGCGAUGAUAGGCAAGCACCUAUCGGGCUAAAUGGACAGCUGUCCAUCAGAGCUCCAAAGUGGUAUCUUGAAAGAAUGAUAUUACGAAAAUAAGCCUAUCCACUUCCGCCACAUGCUCAGCUUGCCGGGGGCCAAACCGUGGCUGACUUUUUACACCGAGACCUCUGAAGCUAUACUUCUUAACAACCAUGCAAUAAUUUUGAUGUAUAUUGGUGGGGCAGGUAGGGCGGGGGGGGGGGGGCAGAAAUAUGAUCAAAAUGGAAUGUUGAUCCUGGAUUGUGCACACACCCUGCGGCGCUGGGUUUGGACCUUUUGAAAUGGCUGCUAAUGUGAUUUUAUUAUUUGUACUUUUUGUUGAUUUCUUUCCAGAUUUAUUUUUUUCCCCUUUAUUAAAAGAACAAACUUGUAUAUUGAUUUUUAAAAUUAAAAAAAAGACCUAUAUUCA
Heteronotia binoei (common prickly gecko) is the source of this 7369-nucleotide messenger RNA. RefSeq names its product cingulin (gene CGN). The transcript is spliced from 14 exons. NCBI's taxonomy places the organism in Eukaryota, Metazoa, Chordata, Lepidosauria, Squamata, Gekkonidae. The record is from RefSeq and is a predicted model, not a curated record. Gene Ontology annotation, cellular component: myosin complex. The coding region runs from base 110 to 2809 and encodes 899 amino acids.